Messenger RNA from Colletotrichum truncatum, 1707 nucleotides. Its product is annotated as cytochrome P450 monooxygenase. The record is from RefSeq and is a predicted model, not a curated record. Gene Ontology annotation, molecular function: oxidoreductase activity, acting on paired donors, with incorporation or reduction of molecular oxygen; heme binding; iron ion binding. Lineage: Eukaryota; Fungi; Ascomycota; Sordariomycetes; Glomerellales; Glomerellaceae.
AUGCUGCUUGUUUAUUUGCUAUAUCAAAAGCUCCUACCGAGGCCAAUCCCUGGGAUUCCAUACAAUAAAGAGGCUGCGAAGAAUCUGCUUGGAGAUAUCCCUAGCCUUUCAAAGGCCGUCGCCAGAGAUAGAGCCGCUAAUAAUUGGAUGUUGUCUCAAAUUCACAUCCACAACUCACCAAUAGUUCAAAUCUUCCCUCGGCCGUUCUCACGCCCAUGGAUCAUCCUCGCCGAUUUCCGCGAAACGCAGGAUAUUUGUUUGCGUCGAACAAAGGAGUUUGAUCGAGCCCCUUUUUGGAAAGACAUUUUCGCUGGUGCCGUUCCGGAUGGUCACGUACACUUCCUUUCAGAUGCAAAGUGGAAAGCUCAUCGACGUCUCCUUCAAGACUUGAUGCUGCCUGCUUUCCUCGACAAAGUCGCCGGCCCUGCUAUCUAUACGAAAGCGGAGGUCUUCAUCAAGUUAUGGAGUCGAAAGGCUGAUUUGGCGAAUGAACGACCUUUUAAAAUAGAAAAUGACUUGUUCUACACGGCCUUAGAUGCGGUAAUCGCAUUUACUUUCGGCAAGGACUUUCUACAAAGUGCCAUUCGCCCUCAGCUAGUGGUACUAGAGAAUUUCAUUAGCGGGGCGUAUCACGCACUAGACGAGAAGACACCAAUUGGAUUCCCCGAUGUCCUAAUUGAUAACGAUCUCCAAUCUAUACUGACAAUAACUGCCGCUGGAGAAGUUCAGGCGUCAAGUCCAAUACCGCGCUUGACAUGGAGGUUUCGAGAACGAUUCGACCAAUCGCUUCGGAGUGCUGUCAAUACUAGAAGAAAGUUCUUUUUACGACAGAUUGAGCAAGCGGUUGACCGACUUACAGCCAAAUCAGAUGCCAGCACGUCUGUACGAUCAGCGAUCGACCUUAUGAUUCAAAGGGAAUUGAUAGCUGCUGAGAAAGGAGCAAGAAAACCAGACUACUUCUCGAAUACCAUGUUAGAUGAAAUCUUUGUCCUUGUUGUUGGUGGCCACGACACCACUAGUAGCACCCUGCUCUGGGGCGUCAAGAUGCUGGCGGAUAACCCUACCGCGCAAGAAACUCUUCGUCAAGCCCUCCAAACUGCGCAUGGCACGGCACUCUCCGAAAAGAGAAGUCCUACGUUCAAAGAAAUCGUUUCCAAUACCAGAAUUCCAUAUCUGGACGCCGUCAUAGAAGAAAUUGCUCGUUGCUGUGGGACUACCUCAGCCAUACAACGCGUGGCUGUUGUUGAUACAAAGCUCCUUGGCCACUUCAUUCCAAAAGGUACUCAGAUAAACAUGUUAGGGAUGGGACCGAGUAUGUGCCAGCCAGCAUUCAAAAUAGAUGAGAAUCUGCGCAGCCCUUCAUCGCAGAAGGCCGCUGCUGUUGGGUAUGGCCGCGCCUGGGAUGAGACUACUGACAUGGCAGCCUUCGUACCUGAACGCUGGCUACACCCUGUUGAGGGUGAUGACGGAGGCGUGGCUUUUAACCCGCUUUCUGGGCCCCUUCUCACAUUUGGCUUAGGCACUCGAGGGUGUUAUGGGCGCAAACUGGCAUAUUUGGAGAUGCGCCUUUUCGUAACUCUCAUAAUCUGGAACUUUGAAUUGUUGCAAUGCCCUGAGGAACUAUCGAGCUACAAAGGAGUUGAAGGCGUUACUUACAAGCCGCAACAGGCUUAUGUUAGGUUGCGAAAAGUAUGGGACACAGAAUAA